Musca domestica (house fly) is the source of this 2364-nucleotide messenger RNA. It is a transcript of the gene Smvt, whose product is annotated as sodium-coupled monocarboxylate transporter 2. Gene Ontology annotation, biological process: transmembrane transport; sodium ion transport. Gene Ontology annotation, molecular function: symporter activity. The record is from RefSeq and is a predicted model, not a curated record. Gene Ontology annotation, cellular component: membrane. NCBI's taxonomy places the organism in Eukaryota, Metazoa, Arthropoda, Insecta, Diptera, Muscidae. The transcript has 7 exons. Bases 382 to 2178 code for a protein of 598 amino acids.
AUUUCUGAUAAAAACUAAGAUUAGCAGCAGCAGAGGCAGCGGCGCCCAAUAAAGGUUCUGCCCUCGAAGGCGAACCAGAAAUUAUAAAAUGACAUGGAUUCUUGAGGGGAAAACAUUUUGAAAUAACAAAACGUGAUUGAAGUGUCAAGACGGUCAAUUUAUCAAAAAAAAUUAUAGAAAAUAACGAAUAAAAUCUUGGGUCCCCAAGGAAAGGAAGCAAAGUGACACUAAAAUCCCAGGGAUACCCAACCAAAGAAAACCCAAGAAUCGAAUAGCCUAAUAUGUGCAAAGAAUUAAUUAAGUUAAAAUUAAUAUAAAAUUAAAAUAAAAUAAAAUUAAGUGUAUCGAAAAUUAAGCAAAAAACAAAAAAAAAUCUCAAAAAUGAAUGCCAGCAUCAUAACCUCAACAAUGGCAUCGGCAGUGGUGUCAAAUGGCAGCGGUGUCAUCAGUGAUAUAAGCCAAUUUGUAUUCAACUCCGUGGACUAUAGCGUUUUCGUAUUUAUGCUCUGCAUAUCGGCCGGUAUUGGUGUCUAUUUUGGGUUCUUCGCCAAGGGCGAGGAUACCACCGAAGAAUAUCUGCAUGGCGGCAAACAAAUGAAAACCCUACCAAUUGCCAUAUCAUUGGUGGCCAGCCAGCUGUCGGGCAUUUCGAUAAUGACCAUACCCGCGGAAAUGUAUAGUUAUGGUAUAAAUUGGUUUUUCAAUGUCGUAUCGAUGGUCAUUAUUAUACCGAUUCUGCUAUGGGUUGUCAUUCCGGUGUUCUACAAUAAUAAUAUUUCCAAUUGUUAUGAGUAUCUGGAAGUACGUUUCAAUCGCAAGACACGUGAACUACAAACCAUAGCCUUUAUGGUAACCCUGUUCCUAAUGUUGCCAGUUUUUAUUUUUAUACCCGCUUUGGCAUUUUCUCAAGUGACUGGAAUCAAUAUCCAUCUGAUCAAUGGUGUCGUCUGUGCCAUCUGUGUUUUCUAUACCAUGUUUGGUGGCAUUAAGGCCGUGGUCUGGACCGAUGUGGUGCAAGCGGCUAUUAUGGUCAUGUCGGUGACAUUGGUGGGAGUAUUGGGCGCCAUUAAGGUGGGAGGUGUGACUGAAGUCUUUCGCAUUGCCGGCGAGGGUCAACGUUUAAAUGUCAACCUGGAGUUUGAUGCCACCACCCGUUCGACAUUCUGGAAUAACUUCAUAUCUUCAACAAUUAUGUGGACCUCCUAUGUGGGCCUGAAUCAGAGUUGUGUGCAACGUAUUGUCUCACUGCCUUCGCUGAAACAUGCCAGGCGAUCCCUAAUCAUCUUUGGCUUCGGCUUCGUAAUGAUCAUGUUCUUCAAUUGUUUCACCGGCAUUGUAAUGUAUGCGCGCUACCAUGACUGUGAUCCCCUGGAGGCCGGCUUUGUCAGCAAGGCCGAUAAAUUGAUGCCCUUCUUUGUCCAAGAUGUUGUGGGCCAUCUGAAGGGUAUGCCGGGUGUGUUCAUUUCCUGUGUCUUCAGUGCAGCCUUGAGUACCAUGUCGGCGGGUAUGAAUUCGCUGGCGGGCAUUGUCUAUUUCGAUUAUAUCAAACCGCAUAUCAAGCACACGGAACGUCGUGCCAACUUGACAAUGAAGACACUUGUCCUCUUGACCGGCCUCUAUUGCAUCUUGGCCGGCACUGUGGUGGAGAAAUUCUCUUCCAUAUUGCAGAUUGUCUAUUCCAUUGGUGGCGUGACCUUUGGUUCGGUCUUUGGGGUAUUUUUGUUGGGUAUGCUGGUACCCAAGGCUCAUGGACGUGCGGCAUUUUGGGCGGCCAUUUCCAGUAUGCUGGUAAUGGUCUACAUUGUUGGGGCAUCGCAGGGUCGAAAUCAUUAUGAAACGCUACCCAGCUCGGUGGAGUCAUGUCCGGUCCUCAACAUGACCAGCGCCAGGCUAACAUCCCCCUUGGUUGCCAUGUCACAUCAACAAGACUCCGAUAGCCUAUCCCCUGCCACCGACAAAGGUUUCCACAUACUCGAUCUCUCUUUCAAUUGGUACUCCACGUUGGGCGCCAUCAUCGUCUUUGCCGUUGGCAUACCGCUCAGCUACAUUUUAUCACCCGAAAAGGGUGCCAAGUUUGAUGUGAAAUUAUUAUCGCCUAUCAUUCAACCUUUUGCCAACUACGAGUUGGCCCAGACCGAGGAGGUGUUAGAAGUUAUCACCGCAAAAACGAAAUCAUAAAUUUUUUCAGAAAUAAACAACAGCGACCGACGGAGCAACCAAACAAACCUCAGAACAAAAUAAACAUAGAUAAUAAUAAUAACAACAACAACAAUGACUGUUAUAUAAUUCAAGAGUACUGUUAUUGUGUCUGUAUGUAUGUAUUAAUAUUAAGUAUGUAUGUAUGUACUAUGUACAUUCAAUAAA